This is a messenger RNA of Ostrea edulis (European flat oyster), 1698 nucleotides long. RefSeq lists its product as uncharacterized. The coding region runs from base 491 to 1627 and encodes 378 amino acids. Lineage: Eukaryota; Metazoa; Mollusca; Bivalvia; Ostreida; Ostreidae. The transcript has 6 exons. The record is from RefSeq and is a predicted model, not a curated record.
UAAAUGAGUAAAAGACGAAAAACACGAAAAAAUUGAAAAUUAACGGUGUAGAAAUUUGAUUGUGACGUAAUGUUUGCGGGCCGGAAUGUUUCCGGGCAUAUAUCGUGUGAUAUAUGCCCGCAAACUUUUAAAGAAAAAGGAAAAGAUGAAAUUGAAAGUAUAUAAUAAUGAGCCUUACAAAUAAAGAUAAUGUUGUAAGUCUUGUCAGCUGGAACCAGAACAUAUUCCUCAUUAAACUACCUAUAAUUAUCUAUCACCUCUGGUUUACUAAAAACAAAAGGAUAAAUGAUAAUACGUAAAAUAGGAAAGGUUCAAGCUGGAGUGGAAUAGCUGGGCAUCAACAAGGGCAGCAGCUAGAGGCAGAUGGAGGCAGUGUGUUGGGACCUCAUGUACCAGCGGGCAGGAAGAGAAUACACGUAGAUGAGAGACUCUGUGAUAAGAUGGUCAUCUGAUAAAACCUGGCUUGCAGAAAUCUGGGGGAAAUUGAGAAAUGGUUACCACAAUUUAUGACAGCUUCCUCGUUUAUGUUUUAUUAACAGCCUGGAUCGCUGCUGUUAAUAGGAUAUCUUCGCAAGAAGUCCCAUCGCAUCUAAAAGACAAGAAUUGGCAGCUGAAAAGUGACGAGGGCGAUGGCAGUGUAUAUUUCUAUGCAAGUAGUAUUGUUUUACAGCCCACUGUAUCUGUCGGAGGUGUGCAAAUACCUACAUGGAACUUAGUAGCAACGAAAACAAAUUUCUUGGCUUUUAGAAGCCCAAAUACAGUCUCAAUUGACUCUGAAGAUAAAUAUAUAUACAAAUGUUGGUUGUACAAGCAGCAGAAUGAGUCGCUUUUCUACUAUUUCCCCAUGACAGGCGUUUUCGAAGGUCAGAGGGUGUAUCUCUCUAUUGAUGGAAACUUGGAUAUCUGCGAUUUCUGUACAGAUAUCAACAGCGAGUUAUAUACUCUGCAUCAAGAAACAGUACCCUGUGGAUGCACUCCUCUAUGUUCAGAAUUGACCAUCCAGAACACCUGCACCGGAACUCAUUAUGAUACGUCGUCCACGAACUGUUUAAGUGAGCUCUCCACUUCAGUUUCUGUAUCCACAACCACGGAAGAGACUUCCACACAACAAAGCUCCGAGACUAGAUCAUUGAUUACGUCGCCUGCAUCAGAGACUUCCACCACAAUAAUGACGUCAACUGCGUCAGAGACUCCCACCACAAUAAUGACGUCAACUGUGUCAGAUACUUCCACCGCAUUAAUGACGUCAACUGCAUCAGCAAAUGACUUAUUAACUUCAGUAACUGUAGCCACAACAAACGAAUCUGUUGAAAGCACGGAUGGAAUAACGACAGAAAACGCACAAGGAACGACAAUAAGUGGAAAUAAAGAUAUUCCAGCAUCAGAAAAGUUAGGAAUGGACCCAGAUGACCUAUUAUGGGUUGUGUCGGGUAGUGUGAUGUUCAUUUACCUGGCUGCGGCCAUGGUUGGUUGUGGUUGUUGUUUAAUUCUUUUAGGAAGGCGGAGGAAGCAAAAGAAAAAAGAUAAGGAAUCGCAAGAAAGUUUGGUUCCCGGGAAAAGGACGUUUCAAAACAAUUUCAAUAUACUUUCUGGAUUGCCAUCAGUAUUUUACCGUAUUGAUGAGUAAUACUUCUCCGUUAUUAUUGUUAUAAGUUAUUACAUUAUAUUUUCUUAACGUUAUAAAUUAUUGGUCCUUUU